CUCUUAUCUCUCUAAACAAUCUAGUGGGAGCAAUCAAUUCCUUAAAAAAGUGAUUUAUCACGCUUCAAAGCCUAUUUUCUAUUCACUAUUUCAACAGCAGCAAAUGGAAGGCAGUUCUGAUGAGAAAAAUUUGAAGUUGAUGAGCAGUACUGAAAAUACAAGAAAGCCACAACCUCCUUGGAUAACGAACUGGGAUAUUAGAACCAGACAACGCCCAAAUGGCAGAAUUGAUAAGUAUUAUUACCACAAAGAAACCAACAUAAUGUGUAGGUCAUUAGUGGAGGUAGAGAACUAUGAAUUGCAUGGGAUUCUACCCGGUCAAAUGCGAAGGGCAAAAAAGGAGGGAGAAAAUAAUGAAAAUCCUUCCAUGAUGCAAUUGGGAAAUGAAAAUCCAUCGGCAGCAGCAAGUGGAUCAGGGACAUACAAUAUUCCUAAUGCAGAAAUGAAGGAAGAAGUUGAGAAGUUAUUAAAAGAAUCUCAUGAAAACCGAAACAAUGCCUCUGCUGUCAGGACAUCCAAUAUUCCUAAUGCAGAAAUGAAGGAAGAAGCUGAGAACUUUUUAAAAGAAUCUCGUGAAAACCUAAACAAUGCUGUUGCUUUCAGGACAUCCACUAUUCCUAAGGCAGAAAUGAAGGAAGAAGUUGAGAAGUUUUUAAAAAAAUCUCAUGAAAAUCGAAACAAUACCUCUGCUAUCAAGUCAGAUGAACAAUCACAUAAACAUAAGGAAGAAGCUGAAAAGUUUUUAAAAGAAUCUCGUGAAAACCUUGUCAAGUCAGAUGAACAGUCACAUGAACAUAGGGAUGAACAUGAACAAGGGGAUGAACAUAGGGAAGAAGUUGGAAGAAGUUGAGUGUUUAACGUUUAACUUGAUCAUCACUCCCCUAGUUUAAUUGUUUUUUAUUUUUUUUUUCUCAAAAUUUGUUAUCAAUCCUUCUACAGAUUAGGUAUUUGUUUAGCUUUGUUUGCAUUUCGUGGGCUUCCA
Hevea brasiliensis (rubber tree) is the source of this 982-nucleotide messenger RNA. RefSeq lists its product as uncharacterized. The record is from RefSeq and is a predicted model, not a curated record. Lineage: Eukaryota; Viridiplantae; Streptophyta; Magnoliopsida; Malpighiales; Euphorbiaceae. The coding region runs from base 104 to 850 and encodes 248 amino acids. The transcript is spliced from 3 exons.